Messenger RNA from Prosopis cineraria, 1581 nucleotides. RefSeq lists its product as uncharacterized. The record is from RefSeq and is a predicted model, not a curated record. Lineage: Eukaryota; Viridiplantae; Streptophyta; Magnoliopsida; Fabales; Fabaceae. The transcript has a single exon. The coding region runs from base 1 to 1581 and encodes 526 amino acids.
AUGGCAAAGAAGAAGAAGCCAUUUCGAUUUCGAUUCCCUUGGUUUUCAGCACCAUCAGCUCCACAAUCACGUCAUUAUACUCAUCCUAAAGAUGAAUCAAAAUCCCAAGAGCAAGUAGGCAUGACCAUCCUCAUUCAUGGAUCACCUGAGAAAGCCCCAGCACGAGCUCCUCCUCAGGAUAUCCCAAUAGCUGAUCCUCAACCAGACAUACCAUCUCGUUCACUUGAGUCAGAGAAACCAUUUUCAAUGACCGAUGGAUCUUCAGGGCCUUCCCUGUCAAAAUCUGAAUCUUUGGCUUCUAUUUCCUCUUUCCCAACUACUCAACCUCAACGAGAAAAUGAAAAGAUGGCAGUGCCUGAGCAAGAGCCACGACCAGAUAUGUCACCAUCAAAAACUGUCCCUAAAUCUCUGGAACCAACCCAACCAAAGAUCUCUCCUCAUGUGUCGGAGCCAACAUCACAUCUAAAGGAAUCACCUUUUAGAGCCAUCCAUAAGUCUGAAGAUCAGAUUCAAUCAGAAACAUCUUCUCAUGCGUCUGAUGAGUCAGUUCCACAGCCAGAGAUAGUCUCUCGUGUGCUUGAGUCGAUGCCACAGUCAAAAGAAUCACCAUCCAAAACCAUCCCCAAGUCUCAAGAAAUAACGCAAACAGAGACCUCUCCUCAAGCGCCUGAGCCAGUGCCACAUAUGAAGGAAUCACCUUUGAGAACCACCCCUAAGUCUCAAGAUCUAACUCAACCAGAAACAUCUUCCCAUGUGUCUGAGUCAGUUCCACAGCCCAAGAUAGAGUCUCAUGUGCUUGAGUCAAAGCCACAAUCAAAAGAAUCACCCUCUAAAACCAUCCCCAAGUCUCAAGAAAUAACCCAAUCAGAGACCUCUCCUCAUGUGUCUGAGUCACUGCCACAGCUAAAGGAUUCACCUUUAAGAACCACCCCCGAGUCUCAGGAUUUGACCACGGAAACAUCUUCCCAUGUGUCUGAGUCAGUUACACAGCCCAAGAUAGAGUCUCAUGUGUUUGAGUCAAAGCCACAAUCAAAAGAAUCACCCUCUAAAACCAUCCCCAAGUCUCAAGAAAUAACCCAAUCAGAGACCUCCCCUCCUGUGUCUGAGCCAGUGCCACAGAUGAAAGAGUCACCUUUGAGAACCACUCCUAAGUCUCAAGAUCUAACUCAACCAGAAACAUCUUCCCAUGUGUCUGAGUCAGUUCCACACUUAAAGACUUCUUCUCCUGUGUUUAAGUCAAUGCCACAAUCAAAAGAAUCACCAUCUAAAGCCAUCACCAAGUCUCAAGAAAUAACCAAAUCAGAGACCCGUUCUCAUGUGCAUGAGCAAGUGCUACAACUGAAGGAGUCACCAUCAAAAACCAGUCCUAAUUCUAAAGAACAAACCCAAUUAGAGAUCUCUUCCCAUGAGUCUGUACCAGCGACACAAGCAAAGGAGUCUCCGUUGAAAACAAGCCCUCAUGUGCCUCAUCCAAUGCCACAACAAAAAAUGUCACCAUCGAAGGUCGUCUCCAUGCCAGAAGACCAAUCCAACCAAAGACCUCUCCUGAACCUAAGAGGAUGCCCCCUAAGCUCCAUAUGA